CGUGCAUGAGGUGUCAAUGCAGGAGCAUAUAAACCUAGGGGUGGGUGUCUAACUUAUAAUUACUAACCUCCGACCCUUCAUUGCACAGCGACCACGCAAGCAGUCCAAAUUCCUUUUUUCAUCCACCAUCUCGAAGCACAGUACGCCCUCACCAUGGCACCUCCCAGCUCAACCGAGACAUCGGCGACCCAAACGUCCCAAGUCACCCUUCAGACCCGCCAAUCCUCCCAAGAGGAUGGCAUGGAGGCGGCGACAGUGAAGAACCAGACCUCCCAAUACCCCAAGCCCCCUGUUUUCGAAGACAAGUACAAGGAACGAGAGUACCUCAAGGGCCGACUAGCCGCUGCAUUCCGCAUCUUCGGGAAGAAUGGAUACGAUGAGGGCGUGGCCGGCCACAUCACUCUUCGCGACCCUGUCGACCCCACCACCUUCUGGGUGAACCCGUUCGGCGUCGCCUUCUCGCAGAUCAAAGCCUCCGACCUCAUCCAGGUCAGCCAUGAAGGCAAGAUCCUCGACGGGGGGCCUGUCCGCCUCCUCAACGCUGCAGCCUUCAUGAUCCACUCCGCGAUUCAUGCCGCCCGGCCCGACGUCCUGUGCGCUGCGCACAGCCACAGCAUCUACGGGCGAUCGUUCUGCGCCCUCGGUCGGCCAUUGGACAUCAUCACGCAGGACUCGUGCGCGUUCUACAACGAUCACGUCGUCUACAAACAAUUCAAUGGGGUCGUGCUGUCGGAGGACGAAGGACACAACAUCGCGAAGGCGCUAGGGAACAAGAAGGCGGCGCUGCUGCAGAACCACGGCCUGUUGACCGUGGGCACGAGCAUCGAGGCGACGGUCUUCUGGUUUGUCAGUCUGGAGAAGUGCUGCCAUGCGCAGCUGUUGGCCGACGCGGCGGCGGCGGGGCGCGGCGGGGCGACGAUCAAGAUCGAUGAUGCCGAUGCAGCGUUCACAUACAAGACUGUGGGGAGGCCCGGGUCGGGGUAUUUCAGUGCGAAGCCGCUGUUCGAUGUGAUCCAUGAGGAGACCGGGGGAAGUUAUUUGCUGUAGACCUGGUAGCAUACUUAUACUGUUUAAUGUUUAUAUAUGCGGCUACGUCGGUGGCAUACGAGGAACGUAAAUGCAUGAUUUGACGCUCAAGGC
Aspergillus aculeatus ATCC 16872 is the source of this 1140-nucleotide messenger RNA. RefSeq names its product class II aldolase/adducin family protein. Gene Ontology annotation, cellular component: cytoskeleton. The transcript is spliced from 3 exons. The record is from RefSeq and is a predicted model, not a curated record. Gene Ontology annotation, molecular function: actin filament binding. The coding region runs from base 154 to 1047 and encodes 297 amino acids. Lineage: Eukaryota; Fungi; Ascomycota; Eurotiomycetes; Eurotiales; Aspergillaceae.